Molecule: messenger RNA, 1891 nt
Organism: Daldinia caldariorum
Lineage: Eukaryota; Fungi; Ascomycota; Sordariomycetes; Xylariales; Hypoxylaceae
Product: DUF298-domain-containing protein
Exons: 5
Coding region: 713-1525 (270 amino acids)
Biological process (GO): positive regulation of ubiquitin-protein transferase activity; protein neddylation
Cellular component (GO): ubiquitin ligase complex
Molecular function (GO): cullin family protein binding; ubiquitin-like protein binding; ubiquitin conjugating enzyme binding
Source: RefSeq, a predicted model, not a curated record
AGUGAUGCCCAAACAAUGUCUUCGUUGCUCCUUCUAUCUCAAGACAACUCACUACAUCAUUCACAAUAAGGUAACAGUGAAUGUAGUACGUACCCGCCUAGCCUAAUGCUAGCCCCACCAUCAAUACCCAAACGCCUACGCCUACGCCAACAACCUAGAGGUUGGAGACCGUUCAGCUCUAACAGGCGCAUCCAUUGUCUUACUUUCCCAUCUUUUUUCUAAGUACCUAGACAAACACGAUCAAGUUCGACCUUAGUCCGAAAAAAACAAACCAUUAUUACAUAGACGUCCUCGACGAGACACCACUUUGUUGUUUUUAUCGACCCGACUUAAGCAUUGUCCGUACUCCCCGCCGCAAGUCCACGAGUUCGCGAGUUCAAGUAUCAACCCCUCCUCCGCAUUCCAACCGCCGAAGCUUCCUCUCUCUCGUCCCCCCACAAACUACCGAACCUCUUGGUUUACCAACAAAGCCGAAGCCGUCGCGAUUUGCGCUUUGUAUACCACGGAAUAAAUAAAUAAAUAAUCAAGCAGCGCAUUUUCUCCAAGUCAUCAGCAUAUCUUACCCUCUGCUUGUCGAGCGUCGAUCUACGGGGUCCUUGUCGACCAUACAUACAUACAUACAUACCAUCAUCAUCUACCAAUAUAUACCUAUCGUCUCUCAGAGAUCGCCUAGUUCCCUAGGUACCCAAUAGGUGUGAUAUCAGUUGUCGCGAUGCCACCGCUAUCGUCCGUCCAGAAAGCGGCGGUAGCCAGCUUUGUCUCGAUAACAGGUGCUCCUGAAAAGGCCGCCACGAGAUAUCUCAAGAACACAAAUUACAAGCUGAACGAGGCCGUCGAUUCAUAUUUCCAGGGGACUGGCGGCGCAUCAUCUACAGCCAAGGAUUCACAGCUCACCAAGCUAUUCGACAGUCUGAGAAAUGCCCAAGAGGACCCAAAAGAUUCGCUCGGCGCGGAUUCAUCUAUGGCCUAUCUGAAUUCUAUCGGGGUUGAUCUGGAGGGGGCAUCGCUUUUCCUUGCUAUGGAACUCGUGCAAGCUCCCACCAUAGGAGAGAUCACCCGAACGGGAUUCAUAAAUGGCUGGAAAGCUCACCACGUGACUGAGGCCAAAACCGAAAGCCAGAAGCAGUAUUUCAAGCGUCUUGCCGACUCACUAAGCAAAGAUCGAGACCUAUUUCGCAGAGUGUACAGGUACGCUUUCGUGGUCGGCCGAGAAGGAGACCAACGGGCUCUCUCCCUGGACAACGCAAUCCUGUACUGGGAGCUGCUGUUCAAGAAGCCAGGAAUGGUAUGGAUCGGAGAGACGACAGGCAUAGAUUGGCUGGCCGAGUGGAUCUCGUUUCUACGAGAGAAUUGGACGCGCUCAGUUAGUCGCGAUAUGUGGAACCAGACAUUUGAGUUUGCGCUUAAGAGCAUGGCGGACGAGGCAUUGAGUUUCUGGAGUGAAGACGGGGCUUGGCCGGGCGUUAUCGACGACUUUGUAGCUUGGUACAAGCGCAAGUCGUCGGCGAUGGACGUCGAUGCUUGACCAGUUAUUUCCCGGGCCGGUCGAUCUAGUCCCCCUCGAUAUCCAUCCCUUCCAUCCCGUAGAGCGGAUUUUGACGUGAAGUUGUUGGGUGAGGCAGAGAAGUAUGAGAAGAUACGAAAGUCGUGUGGGCAGGCUUCGGUACCUUAAGCUUACCCCAGUACGAUAAGCGAAACGAUAUAGGAGAUAUUACCACAGCGCCGCGCGGAAUAUGAGAAAUUAGCUUUGCUUUGCGUUAAACAAACCAUCGCCACCCUUGGCCCCCUUUUUAAAAAAAAGAAAAAAAAAAAAGGCACAGCGAAGGGAGGGUUGGUUUAAUCAAUAAUCAAUACACAUAUCAUAAACAUUAUAAACGGAUUGGAGCGAAAU